UGUCGGUAAAAAACCUAAUACAGAUGUCUUUCGUUUCUUUCGGUUUGUGAUAAGUUCUUUUCCGGCGUCAAACUAGUGAUAAAUGUUCCAUUGAUUGUGACUGUUUUUUCACUACUGGAAAUGAAGAUCUUGUUGAGCAUUGUUCUGGCACUGCCACUAAUCGAACUGAUCUGCUGUACGCUAUCUCCGUCGGAUGUGAAAAACAAAAACAAAAAACCCAAAGAACUGAAGGUAAAGCAAGGUCCACAACCAAGCAGCGUAUUUGAGCGAGGUCUCGUCCAGGAAGAACCAUCGGCUAAGGAUAUUCUGGUAGAAAACGGUGCCUAUUACGAGGAAACGUCACUGAAAAAUUUCAAAGGAACUGUUCUUGGUUACGUUACACCGUGGAACAACCACGGAUAUGACGUGGCUAAAAUUUGGGGUGCCAAAUUCAACUACGUUUCACCGGUGUGGCUGCAAAUACUAAGAAAAGGACCCAAACAGUACGAACUGGGUGGAACGCAUGAUAUCGAUGCAGGUUGGGUCAAAGAUGUUAAGCAGGCUGGUGAAGCGAUUCAGAAUAGAGUGGUUCCCCGUAUUUUAUUUGAUAAAUUCGCCGACAAUGACUUCAUCCAGCUGCUGACCUAUAGCGAGGAGCGAACCAUCGCUGCAAAAUUGAUCCUUAACACCGUGAGGAAGUACAAAUUUGACGGAAUAGUGCUGGAAGUAUGGUCACAACUUUCGGCUCGAGUAGAGGACAAGUAUCUUGUCGCUCUGGUAACGGAAAUCUGUCAAAUGUUGUCAAGUUCUAACUACGACUGCAUACUGGUGAUUCCUCCAGCCCGUAAGGAAACCUACGAUCUGUUCUCCCGGAAGCAUUUUGAGACGUUGGUACCGGUUGUGACGGCCUUUUCGUUGAUGACUUACGACUUUUCGAGUGUGCAAAGACCAGGAGCAAAUGCUCCGCUUUACUGGGUUAAAAACGCCGUGAAACACAUCUGUCCGGACACCGCGGAUGAUUUGAAACAGAAACGGGCAAAAAUUUUACUCGGAUUGAACCUGUACGGAAGUGAUUUCACUCCCAACGGUGGACAGCCCAUCAUCUCGCACGAGUAUUUAGCUCUGGUGAUGCAUCUGAAAGGUCAUCUCACGUACGAUGAGCAUGAUGUUGAAAACUUCUUCGAAGUGAAAACUUCCACUGGACGCCACAUGGUAUUCUAUCCUACGCUCAAUUCCAUCAAUGCUCGACUGAAAUUGACCCAAGAGCUUGGCACAGGGAUAUCCUUGUGGGAGUUAGGGCAAGGGUUGGAUUAUUUUUAUGAUCUAUUCUAG
Molecule: messenger RNA, 1311 nt
Organism: Malaya genurostris
Lineage: Eukaryota; Metazoa; Arthropoda; Insecta; Diptera; Culicidae
Product: chitinase domain-containing protein 1
Exons: 4
Coding region: 121-1311 (396 amino acids)
Biological process (GO): carbohydrate metabolic process
Cellular component (GO): extracellular region
Molecular function (GO): oligosaccharide binding; chitin binding
Source: RefSeq, a predicted model, not a curated record